Molecule: messenger RNA, 2568 nt
Organism: Osmia bicornis bicornis
Lineage: Eukaryota; Metazoa; Arthropoda; Insecta; Hymenoptera; Megachilidae
Exons: 1
Coding region: 1-2568 (855 amino acids)
Source: RefSeq, a predicted model, not a curated record
AUGGGGGAAAACGCGGUCGAAACCAGACCCCGAAGAUACCGCUUCCAAUACAAAAAGACGAACUGGGAAAAAUUCCAAGAAACAGCAGAGGUGAACUAUCAACGGAACAUCCCGGCCAACAGGAAUCUAUCUAACGAGGAAAUCGACGAUUGGCUACGUGACACGGAUAUAUACAUCAAAGAAGUCAUGGAGGAAACCAUACCUAGGAGUAAAACCCACAACAGCACGGACAAAUACAUGAACAAAAAAAUUGCAGGACUAAGGAAGGAUAAAGCCUACCUGAUUACACAGCUAAACCGACGACGUUCCGAGUACAACCCCGAACAAAUUAAAACAAUCAAGGCAACCAUAGGAUUAAUAAAAUACCAAAUAUCCAAGGAGUUCGCCAUAGCAACAAACAAAUUCUGGGCGCAAAAAGCAAGAGAUAUCGACCACAGAAAAACAGACAAAUUCUUCCCCACAAUUAACGCAAUGUUUAGGAAGAAAGAGGGGAUCGAAAUCAAGAACCUUACACUCUCAAACCAACAGACAGCAAUAAUCGAAAGAGCGGGGGCCCUCGAAACCGCGACGCGAGGAAAUGACGGGUCAUACCAAAUCCAUGACCCAACGAAGAAGCUGGAUGUGCUGGGAGCACACUUCGAGGCGGUCAACGCCCCGGCACUACUAAACGAAGGAUCUCGCCUUAAAGAAUUAGUAGACAGAAGAGUGGAAGAAUACAGACUGGAGGAUGUCCGCCACACUAGGACCACUGAGUUCUCGGACCAAAACCCAGCACACAGCCCACGAAUAACCGAGGAUGAGGAUGAGAACGAGUACGCACCCUUCGGCCACUGGGUAGAGAUACAGCGAAUCUGUAAAAAAAUGCCGAACAAGACUUCAGCGGGCCUCGACGACAUACCAGCAAUAGUCAUAAAACAUCUACCUCCAAAAAUCACAAAAACAUACACCAUAAUCUUCAACAACGCAAUCAACAACUGCUACUUCCCUACAGCCUGGAAGAAAACAAAGACUAUACCCAUUAAAAAAAAGGACAAGGACCUUAGCGCACCGGCUAGCUACAGACCGAUAAACCUUGCGCCCAACAUAAGCAAAGUGUUCGAGGUGCUAUUAAAGGGAACAAUAGAACAAAUAUGCAAGAAAAAAAAGAUAAUACCGAACAACCAAUACGGGUUCAGGUUCGGCCACUCAACGGAGCAUGCAAUAGUCAAAUUAAUUCAUGACGUACAUAGACAUCUAAACAUCAACGAAAUAGUAGCAGCAUGUCUAAUAGACAUUGAAAAAGCAUUCGACACCAUAUGGCACAAUGGACUCAUCUACAAAUUAAUCAAGAAAGGAUUUCCCACGAAGCUAAUAAGGAUGAUCGAUAACAUGAUCGAAGGACAGGAGUUCAUAGUUACAGACGGAAUCAGGUGCUCAGAAAACAACUUCAUAAUAAUCGAAGGCCUGCAGCAAGGUAGGGUGUCCUCGCCCACGCUCUUCAACAUAUACAAUGGCGGCAUAAAUAUGGCCGACCUUAACAACCUCAACAAUAGCUACUUAAUAGCAUUCGCAGAUGACGAAAUCAUAUACGUAGCAGGAAAAUCAACAAGAGAGGUACAAGAAAGACUACAAGAGCUAGUAGAAAAGAGGAACAAGCACCACAGGGCUUGGAACCUCAAAAUAAAUCCGACAAAAUGCGAAACAAUAAUCUUCCGGAAACCAUACGACAAAUUAAGCAAAAGAAUCAGAACAGGCCUCAAGGACUUUCACAUAUCCCUCUCAAACCCACACAAUAAUGACUCAACACGGAUACCACAUAGAAACAUUGUCAAAUACCUGGGAGUACACAUGGACCACCUACUAAGAAUGAACAAGCACGUGGACACACAACUAGAGAAAGCAAACAGAGCACUAUUAGCUCACAGCAACCUCUUCCACAACAAACACAUGCCGAAACGAGCGAAAGUAAUAUGCUACCAACUGCUGAUAAGACCAAUACUGACGUAUGCACCAUCGGCCUGGUGGAAUAUAUCCGCAUCCACGAUGGAGAAAUUGAGACGCUUCGAGAGGAGAUGCCUGCGAACAUGCCUUAGGAUGUACAGAUCACAGAAAUCAGAAUACAAACAUUUCAUCAGCAACCAGAAGCUCUUAAAUGCAGCAAACAUCCCGAGGAUUGAUAACCACAUUUUAAAAUUGAUUAGGAUGUUCCUAAUGAGAUCCAGAAGAUCCAGCAAUGAUCUCAUAGAAGAUAUAACGCUAUGCAGCGAAGAAUAUGCCGGAAAAUGCAUGAAGACCGGGUAUAUCCCAAUCGCCGCAUUUCCUCACAUAGAUACCAAGGGCCUCAUACAGAACGGGCAAAAUAUACCAAUUUUGUACCACAUGAGACGAAAUAGAGCGGACAAAACCAUCCCGCUCACCGAAACAAGUGCCCCAGGGCAAAGAAACCCAAUGAGAUUCAACACGAGCAUAGCAGAUGUGGACGUGAUUGACUUCCACCGGACGUCGAACGAAUUAUGGUGGAGAGCAGGCAACGCACAACAAAUGGAUGAAAUAAGGAGGAGAAAGAGAAUAAAGGAGGCACAGACCUAG